This is a messenger RNA of Octodon degus (degu), 1239 nucleotides long. RefSeq names its product ALX homeobox 3 (gene Alx3). The coding region runs from base 143 to 1174 and encodes 343 amino acids. Gene Ontology annotation, biological process: regulation of transcription by RNA polymerase II. The transcript is spliced from 4 exons. Gene Ontology annotation, molecular function: DNA-binding transcription factor activity, RNA polymerase II-specific; RNA polymerase II transcription regulatory region sequence-specific DNA binding. Lineage: Eukaryota; Metazoa; Chordata; Mammalia; Rodentia; Octodontidae. The record is from RefSeq and is a predicted model, not a curated record.
CUCUACUCCCCCGCCCCCCGCGGCGCUCGCCGCUCCCGGGGGCUCCUCGCCCCUGAGCCCAGGUCCCUCCCCCUCGGCGGGCGCUCGCAGGCCGCGGCUAGCGGAGCCCGGAGCCCCGGCGGCCCGACUGCCCCGAACCGGAAUGGACCCCGAGCGCUGCGCGCCUUUCGGCGUGGGGCCCGCACCCGGCCCCUACGCGGCCGCGGGGGCCGAACCUUCGGGCCCCCAGGGAGCGCCGGCCGCUGCGCCCCACCUGCACCCCGCGCCGCCCCGCGGCCCCCGGCUGACCCGCUUUCCGGCCUGCGGACCCCUGGAGCCCUACCUCCCAGAGCCCGCCAAGCCGCCCGCCAAGUACCUGCAGGACCUGGGGCCGGGCCCGGCGCUCAACGGCGCCCACUUCUACGAAGGCCCCGCGGAAGCCGAGGAGAAGGCCUCCAAGGCUGCCAGCUUUACCCCGCUGCCCUUGGACUGCAGAAGGAGCCCUGGAGACGGGCCCUCUAACUUGCAAGGUUCUCCUGGCCCCUGCCUGGCCAGUCUGCGUGUCCCUCUUUCCCCGGGACUCCCUGACUCCAUGGAGUUGGCCAAGAAUAAGAGCAAGAAGCGCCGCAACCGCACCACCUUCAGCACGUUCCAGUUGGAGGAACUGGAGAAAGUCUUCCAGAAAACCCACUACCCUGACGUGUACGCCCGGGAGCAGCUGGCUCUGCGCACGGACCUGACUGAGGCCAGGGUGCAGGUCUGGUUCCAGAAUCGCAGAGCCAAGUGGCGGAAGCGAGAGCGUUAUGGAAAGAUGCAGGAGGGGCGGAACCCCUUCACGGCUGCCUAUGACAUCUCUGUGCUGCCCCGCCCUGACAGCCAUCCCCAGCUGCAGAACUCCCUGUGGCCCAACCCAGGAUCUGGGAGCCCAGGGGCCCCCUGCCUCGUGUCUCCAGAGGGCAUCCCCUCCCCAUGCAUGUCUCCGUAUUCCCACUCCCAUGGGAAUGUGGCUGGCUUCAUGGGGGUGCCACCAUCCCCAGCAGCCCACCCUGGCAUCUACUCAAUCCACGGCUUUCCCCCAACCUUGGGAGGCCACAGCAUCGAGCCCUCCCCAGAUGGCGACUACAAGUCCCCAAGCCUUGUCUCACUCAGGGUGAAGCCCAAGGAGCCGCCCAGCCUGCUGAACUGGACCACGUGAUAAGCUGCAGAGCCGCGCAGACUAAACUGCCACCUCCUUUUCUGUUCCCAGUUGCUUCAGGUCCA